Messenger RNA from Aplysia californica (California sea hare), 4912 nucleotides. RefSeq lists its product as uncharacterized. The record is from RefSeq and is a predicted model, not a curated record. NCBI's taxonomy places the organism in Eukaryota, Metazoa, Mollusca, Gastropoda, Aplysiida, Aplysiidae.
AGAUGCCGGCAGCUGCCCCCAUGUCUCCAGAACCCCCGCCUGUCCCGCCUACGACAUGGAACGUCAAAAACUCGUGUACUUCGCCCACUCCAGGACUUCCCGGGUUCUGACGCCCACAGUGGUCCGCCGGCGAGGCUGGGUCUCCUCCACCUCUCUGGGUGACGCCCUCGGCGACGCCCCUGGACACGCCCCCUUGGCCUCCAUAGAGCCAGACAUCAUCGGCGGUGCCAAAAGAGGGUCUCUCGUGCCCGCACACCGCUCUAGGAAAGUCGGGGAUUCAUCUUGGAACAAAAUCCGGAAACCCGCCUCCGAGGGUAAUGUGUGCGAUGUAGAUGACGAGUGUCCAGAUUCUGAUAUAAUGCCUGUGGAUAUCUCUUACGGGAGCCGGCACAGGGGUUCAUCCUCGAGUCGGGUGAACCACAGGGUUGUGCAGAGGGGACAGAAGUCUUCUGACGACCUCAGUUCCAGCUUUCCGGAUGAUUGUGAUUUCAUUGAAGAUUUUGAGCCCGGAUUAAGUCGCAACAGGACUAUGCGCCAUAAUAGUGUAUCCGGAUUUUCGGAUUUUCAUAAACAGCGUUUGUCCAACAGCUCAAAGUGGGGAAACUCUUCUCAACGCCUCGCCCGCGGUCCGAGUCUGACAAUGCCUGCCGAUUUUCUGAGCACUGGUCAGUUCCGUGAAGGAAACUCUGUGUCUUCUUCAACUUUGGUUUUACCGCGAAGGACCAUAACCCAUUCGCCCAAAACGGCGAAGAGUGUUCAGAAUGUGGAUGAACUAAACCAACCUCCUCAGACAAAUGAAAAGUGGAAGCCGGGGAGGCGGUAUGCGAGGUCAAAAGAAUUUGAACUGAACAAAAGGUUGAACAAGUCUGCCGACGAUUGUCUGGACAUGAUCCCAACGGUAAAAAGUAAAAGUGGCGGGUAUAUCAAACAGGUGGUAAUUUCUGACUCGGAGCCAUCACCCUCGGUGUCGUCUCUGGACAGGCGAUCACGCCCCCUCAAAAUCCCUGCUGUUGGCGAUACUCACGGCACGGUGGCACCGGCGGAUACAAUUGGCAAUGACACUCGUCUUUCAGAUACAAGACCGUGCCCUCCUAGAAAAGAACAUUGUUCAGGAGGUACAAGUUCUCAGAAUUCGGACUCGUGUUCAUUGAACCAGAGAUCAUCAGUGCGGCAACCAGAUAACUCAACGGUGGUUGAAAAGCAACACCGAACAUUACCAGAAAUGCAAACACCGUUGUUAAACUCAUCGGAUGACGUUUUGCAAACGCUGCACACUCCCAGGAGCAGACGACCUUUGGUAAAUAAAUUAGAUAUUGAUAUUUUGGGAUCGAUGGAGUCGCUGCCGAUUUCAGGUGGAAAUUCAUGUCCAUCACCGUCUAUUGACGCCUACAGUAAUAAAAAAUCUUCUCUUAGUGACGUUUCAUUAUUGCCCUCUCAACAGCAUAAAAGCUCACCUGGCUCCUUAUUAGAGCAUUCAACUUCUGCUGUCAAAGAGAGCACACAACACUUACGAGUUCCACUUUCGAAUGGAGAACAGAUGAGUGAUUUCGGAAAAGGAAAGGAAGAUGGAUCCGAAGAGUUCAGAACUCCCUUCAGAAAUAUAGUCUACGAUCGAAGUGACCCAGGUUGUGGUCAAAGUGACGUCAGUGACCCCAGAUGUGUUGGUGACACGGUAGAAGACGAGGAAACAGUUAGCGGAAAAGAAAACGUCUGUGAAGGUGAAGAAAGCUCCAACUUCAAACCUCGCUGGAAACGGAACUCGAUGAGACUUGCCACGCAGGGCUACACGAGUAUGUCAGACUUGACAAACUCUGUGGAACUUCUGAAUCUAGUGUCUGAAAACGACAGACCCCAACAUGGAAGUGUCGAGGACUCAUGUUUUGAGGAGAGUACAGGGGAUAAUAGGAAGUAUGAUUUCGAACAGAGGAAUAUUUCGUCAUCUGAGGAGUGCGUCACUCCUGUAGCUCCUUCCGUGACAUUUACUUCACCUGUUGAAGAAAGGCGAGAUGGGGCUUCUGUGCGAAAUAGUUUAGUAGAGGUGGCAGAAAAACUUAGUGUCCCCCGGAGGGACAAAAGCAACUUGAAUGGAAACCCUGUGAAAAGACAGUCGUUGAAGCUGGCAACGUCCAGUCUAAGCGAUUUAACGUGCGAGGUAGUGGAGGAACAUGAGGAGGAGGAGAAUGAAGAGGAAGAGGAGAGGGGGGACCUGUCCAGGGAUAGUGGAAACGACGCAAUGACUGUAAUCUCUAGUCGAAUAUCUGGUGAAUACUCGUGUGAAAAAGAAAACGGCACGACGAGGGCUGAAUCGGACAGUGUUUCGAGUGAUAGCGGAGUGCUGGUUCACAACCUGUCCCAUAGAAAGGGAAACACAGAGGAGAGUUCAAUAGAGAGCCCGUCUGUGUUGAGAACACGCUUGACCCCUGGGCCUUCUCCGGGCCGUAGAAGUGACGCGUCGUCUUCACUGGCCUACAGCUCAGACAACAGCCCAGCAUCCCUGAGAUCUGGACAGUCGGUGAACACAAAGGACGAGGAAGAACGCACCAACAAGAUCAAGAGGAAUUCUCUCCGACUUGCAACCUCUAGUAUCUCAGACCUAACGUGCAGUUUCGACGAAGUUGACUUUACCGAUUUCUCGCCGAUUUUUCAUCAGGUUUUGAGCGGUGACAUUGACAAAACAUCUAGGUGGAGUGAGAACCAUCGGGAACCUGUUCAAGUAUACAAUUCCCCGGAGCCACAGAGAAGAGACUCUCGAGGAUCCAGCUUUUCCAGUGGUAAAAAUUCUUCAUUUGGAAGUUUUUACUCGUGUCAGAGCCUGGAGAGCUCUCGGUCUCCACUGUCAUCCCCCACUAAUGCUACAGGCAGACACAGUAACCCUCCUUUGAGCGCCUCACCCCCGCGGAAGUUCGGCAGUCCUAAAAAAGAGCGCGGGAAAAGCGGUGUUUGUGAGUGGAGUCGCUCUGUGGAUGCUCUGUCUCUGAUUUCUGACACUGACGAAAGCUUCAUCACUGCCCGGGACACAGAGAGUGUAGCAUCACGCUUUGGAAGUGACGUUCACAGGGAUUUUUCACCACGAUGCCAGCCCCUCCCCAUCUCUCGACAGUCGCCCUACACCCGUCCAGCCCCCACGUUGCCAAAGACGGGAAGCAAAAUGUCUGUCUCUGAUAAACAGUUUGACAAAUCCAGAACUAUUUUCGGAAAACCGAGCUCUCCAAAACAUUCCAAGAAAACGUCUCCUCCUAUGCAGCACUACGGGAGUAAGUUUGAGGGCGGGUAUUCUCUCGGGGGUCAACGCCGAGAUUCGCCUGGAAAAGUUGUCAACUCAAAACGAGCGUGGAACGACGUACCACUUCAUAGCAAGACUCCACUAAUAUCCAAGCAGCAAAGUCCUGACAAAAAUAGUGUUCGUACUAAACACGACCUACUUACUUCUUAUCGUGAGCGAGAUAGACAGCAGCCUGUCGCUGGCAGAGAGGCGACCCCACCCACGCUCGAUACACGGAGGUUGAAUUAUGGCCGGCAGUCACCGGAGAAAAGGUAUCCUCGAAACACUUUCGACUACGCUCGAGAGCCUUCGGAAUUCUCAGCAGACGAGGACUCGUUGAGCAUGCAGUCGUCAAUAUACUCUCUAACCGACAGCGAGAACCAGUGGCCGGAAAUGCCUCGCAGCCCUCCAUCUUUGGGGAAACCAAAGCGUAAACAGUACGCGGGUUUCGACAGCCAACCGCUGCCCAUAGACAGUUUCUUCAGCGACUCCUCCAGCGUGUAUACCGGCGCUUCUUGCAGCUCGCGCGCUCCCAGUAGGUCAGCUGACCUCGAGAACUCCUACAGGGGCUCUGAUUGGUCCAUUGACGUUACUGGAAACAUGAGAUCUGCCACCAGCAUGGUCUCGCCGUCCUGUCACGGAACGCUUUCGCAACAACAGCACCACGACACCGACAGCAUCGCCUCCUCACGACACCGGGGCAACGGAAACAGAUCAGACGUGGCUAGUAUAGACUCGAGACAAGGCAGCAAAGCUUAUCAAGACACAAUGUCAUCAACAGAAACGGUCGCAGACGACGAGGAGGUGAAAACUCCUGUUGAAUUCGGCCAAGAUAUGCCUCGUUUUGACGCUUUCAUUAACUCGAAUCGAUCCUCUCUUCUUGACGAAAACAACGGCAAGAACAACGACUUACCACAGUUGGCAGAGUCCACCCCUAAAUCCACCCGAUCUCGUUCCCAGUACGUCUGUGAGGAGAAAGUUUUCGAUAAUUCAGAAGCUGAGAAACUCUUCUCUUUAUCUGGUGUUUCCAACUCUGUGGACAGCAAAAGCUACUCGGAGGACGGACAAUUUCUUUUCCCACAUGGAUCCAAAUGCUCAACACUUACUGCAUCGUCCUCAGUGACAGUCCCGCGCACCCAGCUCCUGCCCAAACACAAGUACUUCUCCUCCAAGGACAUCAUCGACCUUCUGCUCACACCAGACCGGACCGGAAGCGGAACCACGGCCUCUCUGACGUCACUAGAGAAACAAGCGCACAAAGUUUGCCGCGCUAUUUUAUGCUGCAACGAUAUGGAACAAGUGCUCCCUGGGAAGGCUUAUCAUUUAUGAGGGGAAGAUAGUGUGGGCGUGCGUGUGGGAAUCCACGUUUGAUGAGUGAUGUUGUUUGUUUUUUUUGCUUUAGGUGUAAAAUUGUCGUGUGUGGGUUUUUUGUGUGGAUUUUUUUUUGGGGGGGAGGUGGGGGGGGGGGGGGGUUGUUGAACUCCUGCCACCAGGCAGACAAAGAAAUCCGUCUAAGAGCGCAAAGAAACUUUUAUACGCUUUCUGUGUUACUUUAAUGUUAAUAGUUUUCUUUUAUGAUUAUUACUGUCCUUUGUUCUGUGAGUGCUCAGCAAAUAAAAGUUGGCCAACAACACUGUUGAUUUUUUUUUU